AUGAGAGAAGCAAAUAUGGAAAUCCAAGAAAUAACUGAGAGGAUAGAUAAUAUAAUUGCAACUGCAAACGAUGAUUUACACAAUAAAAGAAAAGAUGAAUUUGUGGAUGAUGAAUAUGCAUAUAGUUUAUGUGAUAACUACAAAAGUAAAAAAACGCGAAACGUUGUUAUAUAUUUGUUAAAUAAAGAUAUUAAUAUAUUAUAUUUCGAGGACGAAUAUAAAAAUAUUAUAUUAAUUAAUUUCCUAAGAUGGUGUCAAUUAAACAAUUUAAAUGUCAAAAAAUAUCAUGAUAUAUUUUUAAAACAUGAAAUUUUUUUAUUAAUACAAAAUAAUGAAACAUAUUUAAACUUUUUUUUAAAACCAAUAAUUAAUAAUGAUAGAUUAUUGUGGGAUAUAAAUACUGAUAUUUUUAAAAAUUUUAAUCUACAGUUUGAUUUAGUUUCUCAAGGACAAAAUGAAACAAAUGACAGCAUCAGUACUAUUUAUAACAAUACACACCUUGUUUAUGACCAAAGUUUAAAGUUAAAACUUAACGAAUUUAUAGUUAACUCUUCAGACGACGAUUCUUAUUUUUCUAGUGAUGACACCAAUUCAGUUUAUGCUUAUUCAGAUAAAUGUGAAUCUCUUGAUUCUGAUGUUAUCCUUGACGAUUAUAAUAAAAACAAAAAUCUUGGUUUAAAAUCAAUCUCUAUGAAUGAUUACAACAAUGUCGAUACAAAAAAUGAAGUAAAUAUUACUACACCAUUGUCAGACAAGUUAAACACAAUCGGUAAUGGCAUUGCUAAUAAUAGUGAAGAAGGAAAUAAAAAUAUAUCGUCCAAUUUUUUUAUUGAUUCAAAUAAUAUACAAAAUUCCAAUUUUUCUGCAAUGAAAAAAAAUGCUAAUAAAAUAAAAAAGGGUAUAUUAUCAAGUAUGAGUAAUAUUAAUAUUAAUCAUUUAAUAAAUACAAUUGUAAACAAAGAUGAUGAUGAAAUAUUUGAUAAUAUAUAUAACGAAACAAAUGAUACAAAUGAACUAGUAAACAAAUUUGUAAGCACAUUUGAGAAUAAAAACGAACAAGUAAAGAGCUUAUACAAAAAAAUUAAUAGUAUGGAAAAAAUUAUAAAGCAUUUAAUUAAUGAAAUUAUUAAAAGAGAUAUAAUAAUAAGUAGAGAACAAAGUAUAGAAACCAAAAAUGAACACAUAGAAGAUAAUAGAAUAUCUAAUAAAAAUAUAGUGGAUAAUACAGAAUAUUAUGGUAUCAACAAAAUUAUGGAAAAUAAUAAUACGAAAGUAGGACAAAAAAAUAAUAGUUCUCGUAAUUAUAAUUCUAGCGACGAAGAUUACGAAAUGUGUUCAAAUGUUGCGAACAAUCCAGAAAGCAACGACGAAAAUAAGAAUGAAAACAAUAAUAAUGAUAAAACGAAGAACACAGACGAUUACUAUUUCGAUAGUUAUAACCACACGAGUAUACACAGAACUAUGAUUCUUGAUAAAGUUCGAACAAAUAGUUAUUAUGAAUUUAUAACUAAAAAUAAAGAAAUAUUUAAAGAUAAAAUCGUUUUAGAUAUAGGAUGUGGUUCUUCUAUCAUUUCUUUAUUUUGCUCUGAUUAUGCUAAGAUAGUUGUUGGUAUAGAUAAUGCAGAGAAAAUAUUAAAUAAAGCUAGGAAAAUAAUAAAAACCAAUAAUGCUAAAAAUAUAUAUUUAUUUCAGGGGAAAUUAGAAGAUCAUGAUAUAUAUAUUGACCAGGAGGAAAAAAAUAUAUAUUAUAUAAAUAAAAGUGAAAAUAUCGAAAAUUAUAAAAAAACAAAUAAUAUAACUAGCGAAUUAAAAAUAUUAAAAUUUGAUAUUAUUAUUUCAGAAUGGAUGGGAUACUUUUUAUUUUAUGAAUGUAUGAUAAAUACUAUAAUAUAUGCUAAAUAUAUGUAUUUAAAAAAGGAUGGUUAUAUUUUCCCAAACAUUGUACAUUUAUAUUUAGUGGGGUAUAAUGAUUCAGAUUAUAUAAAUAAUAAUUUUUUAAUAUGGGAUAAACCUAUGUAUAACAAAAACUUUUCACAACUUAAACCAAAUAGUAAACAAUUUGUACAAACUGCUAAAAUCGUAAAUGCUGAUAAAAACAAUAUAUCUACUGAUAUAGUUAAGUUUGCAACUAUAAACAUGUACACAUUUGAUAAAAACGAUCAUUUAUAUGUUAAUUCAAAUUUUAAAAUAAAAAUUAAUCCUGAUAAAAUAGUAACGACAUUAUGUUUUUAUUUUGAUUGCGAGUUUCAUUUGUUUUCAUAUAACGAAAGCAUGAAAAGUUCAUAUGAAACAAAUAAUAUAAACAAAUCAAGUAAUGUUGUUACAUUAUCAACAAGUAUUUUAUCUGAAAAAACACAUUGGAAACAAACGCUUUUACAUAUAUAUUUUCCAAAUUACAAUAUUGCAAAUAUUGUAGCUAAUAAUAACAAUGAUGAUAAUUACUUAUCGGGGAAUAUAUACAUAUCACAAACAAGCAAAAAAUCAAGAAAUGUAAACAUACUGUUGGAUAUAGAUAAAAAUAAAAAUAUAAACGUGAACGAAUCGUGUAAUUGUUAUUAUUCAAUAGACUAG
Molecule: messenger RNA, 2571 nt
Organism: Plasmodium yoelii
Lineage: Eukaryota; Apicomplexa; Aconoidasida; Haemosporida; Plasmodiidae
Product: HNRNP arginine n-methyltransferase
Exons: 1
Coding region: 1-2571 (856 amino acids)
Biological process (GO): peptidyl-arginine methylation
Cellular component (GO): nucleus
Molecular function (GO): protein-arginine N-methyltransferase activity
Source: RefSeq, a predicted model, not a curated record